AUGUUAGUCCUCACCUCUCACUCCUACUUUGACUCCCAGGUUCUGAUAGUUAGGCCAUUUGCUUAUCUCACACGCGGCUUGGUAAACCUGACCUGGAAUAUGAACAUGCCGAGCAGAAGCAAGACUCCUCACUCCGCGAUGCCUGGAAACAAAUCAAAUACCAAGAUCCCCGAAAGAACCACCCUACUGCGAGACCUGGCCAAGGCCAUGGGAAAGGAAAAGAUCUCGACGUCACUCUGGGCCAGCCUUCAGGUCUGCGAUCUCUCAAAACUGGACUCCCUCAUCGAACUCGUCUGCAUCUCGCCAAAAACCACCAUUGAUUUCCUCAAUACGUGCCCCGACCUCCCGAAAAAAUGGCUCGAGGAUCGAUCUGUUCUUCAAAGUAUCGCCUCCGGUGCCUCCAGUGCAUCCCGCGACAGCCUCUCCAAAUGCAUGCGGAUCGUAGCCCGAAACCGAGACGGCCAUCGCUGCGUCCUGACCGGGACCGGGAAGGUCUAUCAGCCUGUUUGGAUAUUUCCAGAUAUACUCGCACGGCCGGCUUUCGAUUUUGAUGUUCAAUCAUUGGGACUAUGGCGAUUCAUCGACUUAUUCUGGGAGCCUGCUAGAGUGCAGCGAUGGCGUAACGCCGUCUUUCACAAUCCCGACAACGCACUGAAUGCCACGAGUGGAUGCUCGAGCCUGAUAUGCUUGCGAAGCGACCUUGCUUACGCCUUUUCCGUUGGGAUGUUCGCCCUACGUCCUGUCCGACUGUCCAAUGACAGACGCGAGCUAGAGGUGGAAUUCCACUGGCUGCCACGGGAGAAACACCGAUUCAAAGACGCAGUGGAUAUUCGCAAGCAACCCCUUCCCUAUGAGAGUCUGGAUAGUGUGGAGGGGCUAAGGUUCUGUGCGAUGGGUUCGAAUGAGCCGGUCAAAUCGGGUCAUCGCUUCACACUCACAACGGAUGAUCCUGUGAAGCGGCCACUGCCGGAUUUUGACCUGCUGGAUAUGGCUUGGUACCUUUUGCGGAUUGUGGCCAUGUCAUCCGCGAUUGAAUUAGUAUGUUAUGAGCCGGGCCUCGAGUUGAAAGUCCAAAGUGAUGAUGACAAGACCGUGAGGGAUGCUUCCCCGUCACGACGAACGUUGUCGACUUUUGAUACCAACCUGCGAGUUGCGGAGUGGUUAGCAAGUGGCAGUGGGGGUCGUUGA
Penicillium manginii is the source of this 1188-nucleotide messenger RNA. RefSeq lists its product as uncharacterized. NCBI's taxonomy places the organism in Eukaryota, Fungi, Ascomycota, Eurotiomycetes, Eurotiales, Aspergillaceae. The transcript has a single exon. The record is from RefSeq and is a predicted model, not a curated record. Bases 1 to 1188 code for a protein of 395 amino acids.